Molecule: messenger RNA, 2184 nt
Organism: Polyodon spathula (Mississippi paddlefish)
Lineage: Eukaryota; Metazoa; Chordata; Actinopteri; Acipenseriformes; Polyodontidae
Gene: ap4m1
Product: adaptor related protein complex 4 subunit mu 1
Exons: 14
Coding region: 577-1773 (398 amino acids)
Biological process (GO): Golgi to lysosome transport; protein targeting
Cellular component (GO): clathrin adaptor complex; trans-Golgi network; cytoplasmic vesicle
Source: RefSeq, a predicted model, not a curated record
UUAGGUUCCAGUGCUUUGACUGUGAGAUUAGGAGCUGCUCUUUAGUUCUAGUUGCUGCCAUAUACGUGUGUAACACAGGCUAGACUAGCCUAACUGUACAGCGAUGGACAAAAGCGUUGCAUCACCCGGCAGAAUCAGUCAAGUGAAACCUGCUGGAUAAUGUUAAGUUAUUGAAUUACACGCCGCUGUGUAGUUUUCCCAGGACAAAAAAUUAAAGACAUUUCGAAGUCUAACUUGAAAUAUUACUGUACCACAAUUAUGGAUUCCGGUAGACUCUUUGUUCAUAUAUAUUUUAUUUUUGUUCUCUCUCAAGCAUAGAAAUUCUAGGGUGAUGCAAGUAUUUGCGCCACAGCUGUCAAUAUCGCCAUUAUGCAGAGAUCCAUCAGCUUGCCUUUAGGUUCGCUGGCAGUACCGUCGCUGUGCACUAGGUGGCGGCGGGGGCUCGCUGACAUAAAAACGCUUUGGGCUGAUUCUUGACUGGUGAUGUCAUGAGUCCGCGGGGAAGCAGGCCGUGAUGUCAUCAACGUGUUCUAUGAGAAGGUGACUGCGUUGCCGGGAGACCAGCCUCCGGUUGUCAUGCACCACGAGGGUCUGCACUUCGUCCACGUGAGGCAGGGUGGUCUGUACUGCGUGGCCACGACCCGCUCCAAUGCCUCCCCCUUCACCCUCACAGAGUUCCUCAACAGACUGGCUGCUCUUAUUCGGGAUUACUGUGGCUCCCUGUCUGAGCAAACCGUCAGUCUGAACACCGCUCUGAUCUACGAGCUACUGGACGAGAUGCUGGAUUUCGGGUACCCACAGACCUUGUCGACGGAGAUUCUGAAGAACUUCAUCCAGACGGAGGCCGUGACCCCGAAACCUUUCAGCCUGCUGGACCUGCGCAACGUGGGGCUGUUCGGCGCCGACACUCAGCACAGUAAGGUGGCUCCGAGUGCAGCAGCGAGUCGACCCGUUCUGUCCACGCGAGGGGAGCCGGGAGGUAAGAACGAGAUCUUCAUCGACGUGAUCGAAAGGCUCACCGUUGUGAUUGGAUCCAAUGGCACCCUGCUGAAAGCUGAUAUUCAGGGAGAGAUCAGACUCAAGUGCUUUCUUCCCAGCUGCUCCGAGAUGCGAAUCGGCCUGAAUGAAGAGUUCAGCAUCGGCAAGACUCAGCUGAGAGGUUACGGAGCGGCGGUGCGGGUUGAUGAAUGCAGCUUCCAUGAAGACGUGAAGCUGGACGAGUUCGAGAAGCAGAGAGUGCUGAGAGUGACCCCGAGCCAGGGAGAGCACACAGUGAUGCAGUACCAGCUGAGUGACGAGCUGCCCUCACCCCCACCCUUCAGACUCUUCCACAGCCUGGAGAGAGAGCCAAGCGGCAGGUUACAGGUUUACCUGAAGCUUCGCUGUGAUCUGCCCCCGAAGAAUCCAGCCCUGAAUGUGGUGGUGAAUCUCCCAGUGCCCAAGGGCUCCGUGAGUCUUUCCCAGGAGCUGAGCAGUCCGGACCAGAGUGCCGAGCUGCAGCCAAUCAGCAGGGCCGUGCGCUGGGAGAUACCACGGUUCCCAGGGGGGACGCAGCUCUCUGCACUGUUCAAGCUGGAGGGCUCCGGGCUCAGCGCCGCCUCUCUGCUGGAAGUCGGGCCGGUCAGCCUGUCCUUCGAGCUGCCGAAACUCACCUGCACCGGGCUGCAGAUCAGAUUCCUCCACCUGUCACCCCCCCUCCCCUCCCUGCCCUGCCCGCCCCAGCGCUGGGUACGAUACGUCACGCACUCCGACUCCUACACCAUCCGCAUGUAGAGACAGUACAAGCGAUCACACUCCCCCCUCCCCAGCACUGGGUGCAGAGAGAGGAGAGAGGAGACUGCCCUGAGCUGUCUCUGCCCCGGCACUGAGGAGAGAUGGACGGGUGCAGGAGAGUCCGAGUGCUGGUGGAGACGGCUUCAACAGCAGCUCUUCACUCUGACGUCAGGAGGGAUUGCAGACUCAAGCCUGGUUAGAGCCGGGUCUUAGGAUUCAUUUGGUUCUUGGUUUUGAAUUUCAUUUGGCGAGUGCGCCGUGUCUCUUGAAAUGAAAACCACAAAGAAGCUGUUAAUUGCAUUCAAACUUUAUUGAUUUUUUUUUUUUUUUUUUUAAAUGCUUGUCAAACUUUCCUUUUUGAAGUUUUAGAUUCACUAAAAGAAAUGUAAUAAAGUUUUGUUUCCACUAGAA